Molecule: messenger RNA, 1407 nt
Organism: Osmerus eperlanus (European smelt)
Lineage: Eukaryota; Metazoa; Chordata; Actinopteri; Osmeriformes; Osmeridae
Gene: ctsz
Product: cathepsin Z
Exons: 6
Coding region: 41-943 (300 amino acids)
Cellular component (GO): lysosome
Molecular function (GO): cysteine-type endopeptidase activity
Source: RefSeq, a predicted model, not a curated record
GACCUGGACAGAGAAGUCAUAUGACUUUCAUGAGUUCAAUAUGGCUCGGACGCUUGUAUUAGUUUUGUUUAUGUUGUCUGGUGUUCUGGCAGGACGAUACUUCAACAAGACGAAACCAUGCUAUCAGCCUACACCAAGGAAAACUCACUUCGGCGUGAAGACAACAGUCCGUCCUCAUGAAUUUUUAAACCUUGAAGAGCUGCCAAAGACAUGGGACUGGCGAAAUGUCAAUGGCACCAAUUAUGUGAGCACUACUCGUAACCAGCACAUUCCACAGUACUGUGGUUCCUGCUGGGCUCAUGGCAGCACCAGCGCAAUGGCAGAUCGCAUCAACAUCAAGAGGAAGGGAGCCUGGCCCUCUGCCUAUCUCUCUGUCCAGAAUGUGGUGGACUGUGGUGAUGCUGGCUCCUGUCAUGGAGGUGACCACUCUGGGGUGUGGGAAUAUGCCAACAAGCAUGGCAUCCCUGAUGAGACCUGCAACAACUAUCAGGCUAAAGACCAAAAGUGCAAACCUUUCAAUGAAUGUGGAACAUGUACUACUUUUGGGGUGUGCAACGUAAUCCAGAACUACACUCUGUGGAAAGUGGGUGAUUUUGGGUCUGUCAGUGGGAGAGAGAAGAUGAUGGCGGAGCUCUACGCUGGAGGACCCAUCAGCUGUGGGAUCAUGGCCACAGAGAAACUUGAUGCCUACACUGGGGGUCUGUACUCUGAGUAUGUUGAGUCUCCUUCUAUCAACCACAUUGUAUCUGUAGCUGGCUGGGGAGUUGAGAAUGGUGUUGAAUACUGGAUUGUCCGCAACUCAUGGGGAGAGCCCUGGGGUGAAAAGGGCUGGCUUAGAAUUGUGACCAGUGCUUACAAGGGAGGAAGUGGAAGCCAGUACAACCUAGCACUGGAGGAGGACUGCAUGUACGGAGACCCUAUUGUUCCCAAGAGCUACCUGUAGAUUAGGAAUUAUGGGGCUCAAAGGAGUUUGGACCAGAUGAUUUAACAGGUUCCCCUAAGAUUUUAAAUCUAGUAUCUUCCUAUGACAAUCUCAGGUUAAGGACUUUUGCAACAUAAUGGUCUGCACUGUGUAAAAUCACAAAGGGAAAUAUUUUUAAAAAUGUUUUAAUUCCUGCCUUGAUUGGCUUCUUAAACAUGCUGCUUUUGAUUACAUAAUGGAACAAAGUGGAUGCAAAAAAAUGCCUGGAUUGUUUAUGUUCAGCCAAAGGUUAGAUGCCUCAUUGUUUUAAUUUAGUUCCUUCAGAAAUAUUUUACUGGAACAGCCAUAGCCUCUGUCAACGGCUUAUGUGUUUUUGACUGGUGUCGUGGUUUCAUAUUCUAAUGUAGACAUUUGUCUAAAAAAAUCAGUAUUAAAUUGUUUUGAAAUAGAAAAAAAUUAUAAAUAAACCUGUGGUUUCAUACGGU